Messenger RNA from Magallana angulata, 931 nucleotides. Its product is annotated as DNA-directed RNA polymerase II subunit RPB11-a-like. Gene Ontology annotation, molecular function: DNA binding; protein dimerization activity. Lineage: Eukaryota; Metazoa; Mollusca; Bivalvia; Ostreida; Ostreidae. Gene Ontology annotation, biological process: transcription by RNA polymerase II. The coding region runs from base 104 to 460 and encodes 118 amino acids. The record is from RefSeq and is a predicted model, not a curated record. The transcript is spliced from 4 exons. Gene Ontology annotation, cellular component: RNA polymerase II, core complex.
GGCUAUACUCUUUCAUCAGAAAAUACGACAAUUUUAAGUAAUUGGAGAUCGUAGACGAAUCAAACACACCUCCAAUGCUUGUCAGCUCGGAAGAUUGUGAAAGAUGAAUGCGCCACCGACAUUUGAAUCGUUUCUCUUGUUUGAUGGAGAGAAAAAAAUAACAAUAGAGAAGGACACCAAGGUACCAAAUGCAGCAAUAUUCACAGUGAACAAAGAGGAUCAUACCCUAGGGAAUAUGAUUACUGCCCAGCUCAGAAAAGACCCUCAGGUGCUGUUUGCUGGAUACAAGAACCCCCACCCCUUGGAGCACAAGUUUGUCCUGAGGGUUCAGACCACAUCAGACUACAGUCCCCAGGAGGCCAUAACUCACGCUAUCACCGAUCUCAUCUCAGAGUUCUCCUUGCUGGAGGAGAGAUUUAAGGAGGCAGUUCGUGAGAAGCAAGAAGGAGACAUGAUAUAAAGAGUUAGCAGAAAUAGAUACAACGAUUUUUAAAUUCGAGUUCAAAAAACAACUCACUCUUAUAAGAGACUGAUUGGUUUAACUUAGGUUUUGAGGACCAAGUAUACUAGUUUGUGAAUGGGGAACUCAAAGACUGUAAAACUACACAAGUACAGGGUUCCAGAUCUGGAAUGUCCGUGUCAUGUUUACAAUACAUGUUUGUACCAUUAGUUGUUGAGAGCAUGGAUGUGAUGACUUGUUGUAUUGUGAGUUUGUGUCUGACAAAAGAGCUGAGGUUUUGUGUGCGUCUGAUAAAAAGAGAUACGAGCGUUGCAAGAACUAUGAGUCUGUUAGAAUAUUGUAAUAUUGCAAUUGUUUGUGUGUUUAAUAAUCUGUGUGUGUGUCUUGUGUUGGUGUGUAUAGAUGGUUAAGAAAUGUGAAAGAAUUGAUAUGCAAAGUUUUGUAUCUGAAUAAAGGUGAGCGUGUUAAUAA